This is a messenger RNA of Haliaeetus leucocephalus (bald eagle), 2302 nucleotides long. RefSeq names its product solute carrier family 24 (sodium/potassium/calcium exchanger), member 3 (gene SLC24A3). Gene Ontology annotation, biological process: intracellular calcium ion homeostasis; calcium ion transmembrane transport. The transcript has 17 exons. The record is from RefSeq and is a predicted model, not a curated record. Gene Ontology annotation, cellular component: membrane. The coding region runs from base 1 to 1854 and encodes 617 amino acids. Gene Ontology annotation, molecular function: calcium, potassium:sodium antiporter activity; calcium channel activity. Lineage: Eukaryota; Metazoa; Chordata; Aves; Accipitriformes; Accipitridae.
AUGGACAUCUCAUGUAUCUGUUGCUCUUUUCCUUUAGGUUAUGAUGCCUUGAGCUUUUCUGUGGAAAGUAAUGACAAAUGGAGCGGGAGACAGCUACUGCAAGCAAAUGAGAACACGACUGACGUCCCAGAGGAUGGGGGGCAGCCGUAUGUCAGAAAUUGCACUGAACCAGCUCUCCAUGAAUUCCCCAAUGACAUCUUCACGAAUGAGGACAGGAGACACGGAGCUGUGGUCCUGCACGUCCUUUGUGCCGUAUAUAUGUUCUAUGCUUUGGCAAUUGUCUGCGAUGACUUCUUUGUCCCUUCGUUGGAAAAGAUUUGUGAACGCUUGCAUCUUAGCGAAGAUGUGGCUGGGGCAACUUUCAUGGCAGCGGGAAGCUCUGCUCCUGAGUUGUUUACAUCUGUCAUAGGUGUGUUUAUCACAAAAGGAGACGUAGGCGUUGGAACCAUCGUAGGCUCGGCUGUAUUUAACAUUCUCUGUAUUAUUGGCGUGUGUGGGCUUUUUGCAGGACAGGUCGUUGCACUGUCAUCGUGGAGUCUCUUGAGAGAUUCAAUCUACUAUACACUGUCUGUUGUUGCACUCAUUGUGUUUAUUUAUGAUGAAAAAGUCUCCUGGUGGGAGUCCUUAGUCUUAGUGCUGAUGUAUGUCAUCUACAUCGUUAUCAUGAAGUACAACUCAACCAUACAUCACUGCUUUGAAAGGAAGACAAAAAACUCUGCAAAUAUGGUGAAUGGUUUAGCAAGUAACACGGAAAUGGAUGAUAACAGCAACUGCGAUGCCACAGUGGUGUUACUAAAGAAAGGAAAUUUCCACCGUAAAGCCUCAGUGAUCAUGGUGGAUGAGCUGCUGUCUGCCUACCCACACCAGCUUUCAUUUUCUGAGGCUGGGCUCCGGAUCAUGAUAACCAGCCACUUCCCUCCCAAAACACGUCUCUCCAUGGCCAGCCGCAUGUUAAUCAAUGAGAGACAAAGGCUGAUCAACAGCAGGACUUACACCAAUGGUGAGUCAGAAGUAGCAAUCAAAAUACCUAUCAAGCACGUGGUUGAGAAUGGAACGGGCCCCAGCAACUCCACCGAGCGGGGUGUGAAUGGCACACGGCGAGAUGAAGACAUGGCUGAGGCUGGGAAUGAGACAGAGAACGAGAAUGAGGAUAACGAGAACAAUGAAAACGAUGAGGAAGAGGAAGAUGAUGAUGAUGAUGAUGAUGACCAUGAAGGGCCAUACACACCUUUUGACCUACCCACUGGCAAGAUAGAAAUUCUGAAGUGGCUCUUCACAUGGCCAUUGAGUUUUGUCCUGUACUUCACAGUGCCCAAUUGUAACAAACCCCACUUGGAAAAAUGGUUUAUGGUUACCUUUGCUUCCUCUACCCUCUGGAUUGCAGCUUUCUCCUACAUGAUGGUGUGGAUGGUGACAAUCAUUGGCUACACACUGGGAAUUCCAGAUGUGAUCAUGGGCAUCACUUUCUUGGCAGCUGGAACCAGUGUGCCAGACUGCAUGGCAAGCCUUAUUGUGGCAAGGCAAGGUAUGGGAGAUAUGGCUGUGUCCAACUCCAUCGGAAGCAAUGUUUUUGAUAUUUUAAUUGGCCUAGGCCUGCCGUGGGCUUUGCAGACCCUAGCAGUGAAUUAUGGAUCAUAUAUUCGGUUAAACAGCAGAGGACUUAUCUAUUCUGUUGGUCUCCUGCUGGCAUCUGUUUUUGUCACAGUUUUUGGCGUCCACAUGAACAAAUGGAAACUGGAUAAGAAGCUAGGGUGUGUGUGCCUUUCCCUUUACGGCAUCUUCCUGUGUUUCUCCAUCAUGACAGAAUUCAAUGUUUUCACUUUUGUGAACUUGCCAAUGUGCAGGGAUCACUAAUGCAGGUGGCAGACUGUCAGGAGGAACUUCCUUCUUACCUGUGCAAUACAAACCACGGCUGGCAUCUCCUGAAUGCGGUGCACCUCCAAGUCGUGAUGUAUAUCCUGUUCACUGUUCAUAGGACCUGUGGCCCCAUCUAGGUCUGCCCUCUCCCUGACCCCCCACAACCUGGAAAAAUCCUGCAUCGAUGUGAAGAUUAUUUUUUUCAACAUUCAUGUGAUUUCCUAGCUCAGUUUUUGAACAGUGUGACUGGGACUCUAGAUGAACUGGCUGCUAACUGGCGUCAAGCCAGGUAAAACUGGUCUGCUACAAUUCCUUCUUUUUUUAAGUUAUUUGAUGGAAGACUAAUCUAAUUUAUGACUUAAGACUAUAGCUACAAUGCAGAAGAGGGUACAUCAUACAGGGGCUAAUUUCAAGGAGAAUCAUGGGAAUUUUUUUGGUUGGUUUU